CCAAACAAGCAAACCAAACCAAAACAGUUCCAAUACUUUAAAAAAAAUUUAUUCUUCUUCUUUUUCUCAAUACCACAAAACACAUUCAUGUCCAACUCUUUCACGCUAUCAUACCCAUGAGACCUUCAGCGCCACCCAAGACCACGGCCAGCCCUGGCCGGCCGGACAAACUAGCGCCGACGCCGGCGCCGGCACUCACAGGUUUGCUCAAAGGCAAGAGUGGGAGCAGAAGCACAAGAGGAAACAGAGCUUCUAUGGUUCGUUCCAGCCCCAUGUUUGUCUCUCGUCGGAGAACCUCAUCGGAAGCCGAUGAAGGUGAGCCGUCUUCUCCCAAGGUCACGUGCAUGGGCCAAGUGCGUAUGCGCCGGAAGAAGACGAACGGCGAAGCCGCCAAGCCGAGUUCUCGCAAAUGGCGCCGCCCUCGUUGCCGUUGCUUCGAUGGAACUUUCCUUUGUUUCAGGUGGCGGCCGGUGUGGCGCCGCGUCAAAGAGCUGCCGCUCCGGCUGAGUUACAGCCGAGCUCGGAGCUCCAGCUCUAUUAAGGAGGAGCCGCCGGAAGACGCCAAGCCGGAGCAUACGGUGACGUCAGCAUCGGAGGAUGAUGAGGAUGAUGAAGAGGAGACGAAGGUGUUCGUGCCGUCAGCGACGCCGCCGAGAAACGCGCUGCUGUUGAUGAGAUGCAGGUCGGCGCCGCACAACCGAGCCGCGCCGGCGCCAGUGGCUCCGGCGCAGCCGGACAUGGCGGCUGGAGAAGAUGAAAGCAAAGGAGAUGGAGAAAAGAAGAAGAAGAUGAUGAUGAUGAUGAUGAUGUGUUCCUUAUCUCCUUCUUCUCCUUCAUCUCAUCCUCUGGUUCUCAUGCGUUGCAAAUCGGAGCCGGCUAGCACGGCGGCGGCGAAGCUCGCCGCCGUCGCCACGUCGGAAACCUUAUGUGAUACUACUACUAAAAUUACACACCAAUGAGAAUUAUUUUUAUCAUUAUUAUUA
This is a messenger RNA of Dioscorea cayenensis subsp. rotundata (Guinea yam), 983 nucleotides long. RefSeq lists its product as uncharacterized. The transcript has a single exon. Lineage: Eukaryota; Viridiplantae; Streptophyta; Magnoliopsida; Dioscoreales; Dioscoreaceae. Bases 117 to 959 code for a protein of 280 amino acids. The record is from RefSeq and is a predicted model, not a curated record.